AACGCCAGAUACAUCACUUCAGCUUAGGGUUGUGUGGAAUUGCCCGCAUGCAUGUAGAUGCAUUGUAUUGUUUAUAUAUUUACUUGUUAGUUCGAAGAAAAUGUGUGAGCUAUGUGGUUCAGACAGAAAGCUUUGACGGAAGUGAAAUAUUGAAGCUGGAAUUCUCAGCAAGAGCCUUUAAUGUAUAGAAUAUUCUACUUCGGUACCGUACAACGAUUCUUAGUACGUACUGCACCAACAUAGAUGACCAUGUUGAGAUUCGUGCCACUUUUCAUCUUCCUGGUACUUCAGGUCUCAUACGAGGUGAGAGGUGUGGUGAAGGUAUCAUUUAAACUCCAGCAAUACUCAAACCCGAGUCAUGAAGAGUUAGACGGAGGAUGCUGUGAUCAGUUCCUAUUCAUCUGUAAUACAUGUGACAAUCGUUUUAACCUCUGUUUCGGCAAUGUGCAAAGUUCAUUCAGCCUGACUCCUUGCCCCUAUGGUAGCUAUUCAACAAAUAGAAUAUACUCGGAUGAUGACAGCUUUUACUUCCCAGCUCAUCUGCCUGGUGGCGGACCUAAUCCAACCAUUUUCGCCAUCAACUCAUGGACGGGUGGAUUCCGAGCCAAUAUCCAAGUUUGGGACUACGACCCACACAAUUCAGACGAUAAGAUAGAUGAAAUGGGAUACAAUUUCGAAGGUUCUAAAUACCAACCAUACAGGACAUCUAGCCUCGCUCAGACCAAGAGAGAAACUCUCAAUCACGGAAGAGGGACGGCAACAAUCACUGUAGAAGUAAAGGUGUAUUGCCAGGAGCAUUACUACGGUACAUCGUCUGGUUGUUCUACUUACUGUCUGGCUCGAGAUGAUAAUCUAGGUCAUUUUGAUUGUGAUGAUAUUACUGGAGCAAAGAACUGCCAUGUUGGCUAUGAAGGUGAUGAAUGUAAUCAGGCUACAAAUGAAUGCAGCCCACAUCCAUGUUAUAAUGGAGGAAGCUGCACUGAUCUUCACAAUAGUUACGUUUGCACUUGUCAACCCGGAACCACAGGUUUGCAAUGUCAGACAGACAUCGACGAAUGCUCCAGCAACCCAUGUGUGAAUGGAGUCUGUUAUACCUCUCCCACAACUCUCAAUAUCUACACCUGUUCCUGUCAUCCGGGUUAUGUAGGAAUGAAUUGUGAGAAUGAUGUUGAUGAAUGCGCGUCUAACCCCUGUCAGCGUGGCGGAACGUGCUCGGAUUUGGUUAAUGCAUUCCUCUGCUACUGUCCGGUUGGAUCGCAAGGUACUCGAUGUGAGAUCGAUGUUGAUGAGUGUUCAAGUCAGCCGUGCCAACAUGGCGGGUCAUGUGUGACCUCACCGGAAGUACUGAACUACUAUCAAUGUAACUGCGCCGAUGGUUAUGUAGGCGUGAACUGUGAGGAGGAUGCAGAUGAAUGUUUGUCAUCACCAUGCCAACAAGGAGGACAGUGUCAUAAUAUGGUCAAUGGAUUUGAAUGCUCAUGUCCUGCAGGCAUUGCAGGUCUGCAUUGCGAAACGGACAUUGACGAAUGCCUCAGUUUUCCAUGUGCAUAUGAUAGCAAUUGUAGCACACCACAGCUGGACUUGUACACCUGUGACUGCCAACCAGGAUUCGAAGGCACCAACUGCGAUGGUAUCGUCGAUGAAUGUCUCUCACAACCUUGCUCGAACGGAGGAGUAUGCACAGAUCUUAUCAACGCAUUCCAAUGUACUUGUCCACAGGGUACCGAGGGGGAUUUAUGCGAAAUGGACGUCGAUGAAUGCCAGAGCGCUCCAUGCCAGAAUGGAGCUACAUGCAUCACUCUACCCGGUCAGCUCGACUACUUCUUUUGUUCCUGUUCAACUGGUUUCGAAGGUCUGUACUGCGGGAAUAACUUUGACGAAUGCCUGUCCAGUCCAUGUCUUCAAGGUGGAGUUUGCAUUGACCUGAUUGCUGACUAUCACUGCAAUUGUAUUCCCGGUACUCUAGGUGAAAAUUGCGAAGUCGACAUAGACGAAUGUGCCUCUGAUCCUUGUUUGAAUGGAGGACAGUGUCUCACAUCUCCAGACCAACUGGACCAUUACCAGUGUGACUGUCUCGAUGGUUUCGUAGGAGUAACGUGUGAUGGACACGUUUGCGAUGAUGAUCCUUGCUCCAAUGGGGCUUCGUGUGAAGCAGUAGGUAACGAGAAUAGGUGCCGAUGUCAGCCUGGCUAUGAAGGUGUUUUUUGUGAAAAUGAAGUUAAUGAGUGUUCGAGUAAUCCAUGUCAGAACGAUGCGACCUGCCAUGAUAAUGUUAAUGGUUACGUUUGCGUCUGUCCAGAACAUUACGGGAGCAAUAACUGUGAGAUUGACUUUAACAUGUGCAGGCUUUCCUUAUGUAUAAAUGGAGCGAUGUGCGUAAACUUACCUAAUGAUUUUCUUUGUCAGUGUGGAGAUGAUUUCACAGGAGAUCUUUGCGAUACCCGAAUAGACGACUGUUUGGAACAUUCUUGUGCAAACGAGGCAACAUGCAUAGAUAGCAUUCUGAGCUAUUACUGUAUAUGUACACCUGGAUUCUUUGGACAAUUAUGUGAGUUUGACAUCAAUGAGUGUUCAUCAAAUCCCUGCAAGAACAGAGCUGUGUGCAUAAACGGUGUAAACACGUUUACAUGUCAAUGUCCAUCUGGAUUCGAGGGAACAGUUUGUCAGGACAUUGUCAACAAUUGCGAGAGUUCACCGUGCUAUAAUAACGCUACUUGUAUCAACGGUCUUGCAGCCUUUGAAUGUAGAUGUACCCAUGGCUUCAUGGGAUUAACGUGUCAAACUGACAUUAAUGAAUGCGCCAGUACACCGUGUGUAAACGAUGGCACAUGCUCAGAUAGGAUAGGUGGGUACAAUUGCCAGUGUGGAAGUGGUUUUGAAGGUGUCAACUGCGACGUCAAUACCGACGAUUGUUUGGCCAACGCGUGUCAGAAUGAUGCUACGUGUGUAGACGGAAUCAACACCUAUACAUGCAUUUGUCAACCGGGAUACAUUGGACAAUACUGCCACCAGAAUGUUAACGAGUGCAGCAGCAACCCAUGCCACAAUCCUGGCAUUUGUACGGAUCACAUCAAUGGCUAUGUUUGUACAUGUCAGAACGGCUAUCAUGGAGUACACUGCGACUGUCCACCAGGAACAGCAGGUCAACAAUGUGAGGUUGACGUGAACGAAUGUGCCAGUCUCCCAUGUCAAAACGGUGGUACAUGCUCGACCUCUGCUGAUAUCCUGAAUACAUACAUUUGCACCUGCCGCGCUGGGUAUACUGGUGUUAACUGCGGAACGGAGGUUGAUGAGUGCCUUUCAGAUCCUUGCCAACAUGGCGGUACUUGUGCUGAGCAGUUUAAUGGUUAUUUAUGUUGGUGUCCAAGUGGAACUGCGGGUAAUCACUGUGAGGUUGAUAUUGACGAGUGCCUGAGCUUCCCUUGUUUGAAUGGCGCGAUAUGUCUAACCUAUACAGACGAUCUUGAUGAUUACGAGUGUCAAUGUACACCGGGAUUCCAGGGUGUCCAUUGCAGCAGUAAUAUCAACGAAUGCAGCUCCGAUCCGUGUAAUAAUGGAGCAACCUGCAUUGACCUUAUCAGUGGAUUCCUGUGCCAUUGUCCAACUGGCAGUGCAGGUCCAAGAUGCGAGGUGGACACAAACGAAUGUUUGAGUAGGCCGUGCCAGAAUGAAGGAAUUUGCUACCAGUCUCAACAAUUGGACAGCUACAUUUGCGUCUGUCCAGUUGGAUAUACGGGUUCCCAUUGUCAAAGUGACAUUGAUGACUGCUUACCAAAUCCUUGUUCACGGAAUGGCACAUGUACUGACAGAGUAAAUGGCUAUCACUGUUCUUGUCCACAAGGGAGUUCAGGUUCGCGAUGUGAAGAGGACAUCGACGAAUGUAAAUCGUCCCCGUGCCUCAAUGGUGGAGCCUGUUCGGAGGGGGUGGAUACACUGAACGAAUACCAAUGCACCUGUCUGGCUGGAUACCUAGGAAUGAACUGUGAAGGACAUGUCUGUGACACGAAUCCCUGUGUCAAUGGAGCCUCUUGCAAGUCUGUGGGAGAGGAAAUCAUCUGUCUCUGUUUGUUAGGGUAUCAGGGUACACAUUGCGAGCAAGAGAUCAACGAAUGUGGCAGUAGUCCUUGUGCAAACAAUGCUACAUGCCAUAAUGAAGUUAAUGGGUAUACUUGCCAAUGCCCAGAUGGGUUUGGGAGUAGUCACUGCGAGGUUGACACACAUACCUGCCGAUCAGAUCCCUGUCAAAAUGGUGCCCUUUGUACAAAUAUGGUGGACGAUUUUAAAUGCCAUUGUACAGCCGCUUUUACUGGAGAUCUCUGUGAAGUAAAUAUUGAUGACUGCGGUAAUCAUAUUUGUUUAAAUGAUGGUCUCUGUGUUGACGGGAUAGCUUCCUAUUCGUGUGAUUGUAAGACAGGAUUUGCGGGGGAUCUGUGUGGUAUUAAUAUAAAUGAAUGUUCUAGUAAUCCCUGUAGGAAUGGUGGACUUUGUGUUGAUGCAGUUGGUGGUUACACAUGUUAUUGUACACUCGGCUUUGAAGGGGAGCACUGUAGUAAUGUGGCAGACAACUGUCUGAGUCAACCGUGUCAGAAUAGUGCAACAUGCAUCAAUGGGUUUGCCUCGUAUUCAUGCAGCUGCCCCGAAGGUUUCAUGGGUUUCAACUGCGAAAUGGAUAUCAAUGAAUGCCUUAGUUUUCCCUGUGCCAACACUGGUAACUGCAUUGAUAAGGCGAAUGGCUACGAGUGUAAUUGUAGAGCUGGAUUUCAGGGGAUUCACUGUGAAAUCAACGUAGAUAAUUGCGAAAGUGUCCUCUGUCUGAACGGUGGAAGCUGUGUUGAUGGGGUGGAUACGUAUGUCUGUCUCUGCGAUGCAGGCUAUGAAGGAAGUUCCUGCGAGACCAACAUUAAUGAAUGUGCCAGCAACCCUUGCCGAAAUGCUGCAACUUGUAUGGAUUUGGUCAAUGCCUAUUCCUGUCUCUGUGUCGAGGGCUAUGAAGGCUUUAACUGUGAGGUGGAUACCCUAAAAUGCUGGAGUAACCCUUGUCAGAAUGGUGCUCAAUGUGACGAUAUUCCAGAAGGUUACACAUGUCGCUGUCCUGACGGGUACACAGGUACUCAUUGCGAACAGCAGAUCAACCUAUGUGAAAGCGUUCCGUGCAAGAAUGGUGGUUCCUGUUUCCAAUUCCAGUUCUCCAAUUUUUACAUUUGUUCUUGCGCCGGUGGUUACCAAGGGUUAGACUGUGGAGAGGACACCGAUGAAUGCCGUUACAAUGGUUGCGCAAACAACGCCACGUGCAUUGAUGGUUUUAAACAAUAUACCUGCUACUGUAACAAUGGAUUCACCGGUCGUUUCUGCGAUGAGGAUGUAGACGAGUGCGCUGUUUAUGCUGAUGUUUGCCCACCAGACAUGUUAUGUGAGAAUUCUUACGGGGGGCAUGACUGUGUGGCACCUCCUACAACACAACCUACGUUCGCCGGUAUGUGCUUCCAGGAGGCUUGCUACAAUGAAGGUACCUGCGUGUUUCUCAACUCAGAAUACAGAUGCUCCUGCCAAGCAGGAUUUACCGGAGACUUAUGUGAAACCCAACUGGAUGUAUGCCUAUCCUCUCCAUGUUUAAACAAUGGAACUUGCACUCCUACUGAAUCUUCCUCCUCAGGAGCUGUUCAUCAGUGCGAAUGCCUUGGUGGAUUUAUUGGCCUAAAUUGUGAAACAAACCUAGCAGGAAUAUUUUAUUCCGUUCCAUUGGAGAGUCACAUAAAUAAUGUAGACGGACUGAGCAGUCGUUUAGAAGACCUGAUAUCCUUGGCCCUAGGUCUAGAUGAUAACACAGCAGAAGUUAACCUCUACAACAUAUCACAUAAUGUUGCUGUUACUGGGCAAAAGUAUACUGAUGUAGGUUUUUAUUCCUACCUUGAUGGAAACUUCGCGCAAAGCUCAGACAUCGAAGCUGGCCUAUACACUCUUGAUAUUUCAACUCAGAACGCAAUAAUUUCUCCUUUCAAAAUAUUUGUUCUUCGUUAUCCAACGACAUCCUCUCCGACAGUGACUCCGACAACCAAAUCUGACGGAUCCUCUCCCAACAAUAGCCUUCUGAUUGGAGGUGUCAGGAUACCAACAUGGAUACUCUUCUUAGUUAUCGCUCUUGUAAUCUUGGUCAUAAUCAUGGCAUUAACCGGAGUCAUGUACAUCAGAAGGACAAAAAGGAAGCGAGAUAUGGACGUACCAGACGCAUUAGCGGGUGCUACGAGUCAAGACUAUCUUGCAGGUGGUGUCCAAAACUCGAUGAUGGGAAGAAAAGCUAGUGGUUAUGAAUCCAGAAUCAUCCCCAUCGUUGAUCCUAAUGGCAUAUCGAUAGCGUAUGAUAAUCCCAUUUAUAGCGAGAUGGACACUCCGGAGCUAGCCCAUCCCUAUACCUCUGGAGGCUCUACCUGCGACGGAGAAAGUAAUCGAAACCAUGCAACAGAAAACAUUUACGCCUAAUGCCUCAUAAAAUCGACAUGAGAACGUACUGCCGAGUAGAGAUAAACGUUUUUGUUGUUUUAUUUCAGCAGGAUAAAACAGGCCUUACAGCAUGUAUUAAUUCAGCAAUCAUAUAGUUUAUCUGUACACUCGUAUGCUCCUAUGAUAUCGAUGAAUGUCUUUUUUUUUUACAACUCUUUAAACAUUUGUCUUCAUGAGCUCGGAAAUUAUUUUCUUCCAGUAUAUGUGUUGAUUAAUGAUGUAAAUUUUCAGUACAUAUUUUAGAUGUGAGAUAAAAUAUAUAGAUAAUUAAUAUGUACAAAUUUUGUAUUGCCAUUGCCAACUUUUUUUUCUAUCAAGAAAGUUUUUACUAAGUUUUAUGACUAUGCUAUUUCACGUAUAUCUCAGGUUUUCCUCACAUAUUUUCCCUCCUUGUAUUCAAUGCAACUAGUUUUAGAGCCGGGUUCCUGCAUAAACAGUUCUGUGGUUUGUUGAUUAAGGAGGCGCGAUGGUUCAGUGGUAGAGCGGUGAUCUCGUAACCAGGAGGCACUGGGUUCCAAUUCAGGCGCUCGUGCCCUUUGGUAAGGUAUUACUCCUCAUUAGAGGACUUGAAGCCGUCCGUCUCCUGGCUGCUUACAAUAAUAUAGUGCUUUCUUAGCAGUCAGGUAAAACAAUCAUUAAACAUCAACAUUUUACUAGGAACUUGAAAGCCUUCGUCAUUUGAAUGACAGCGAACUUUUCACCAACUUUAAAUCUUAACAGGACUAUUAUAGGUAAUAAUUACAAGUAAAUUCAAAGUCACCAGUGCAGUGCUGUUUAUCUGGAAAUAACAAGCAAUUUUCAUCAGACAUAAUUUGUAUAUCUGAAUAUUUGUAAGUAACUUUAUGCAGCAUUAUUCCUUCUUGUUAUUAAACAUACCGCCUACAUUUAUUGAGUUUUAUGUCGAUUAAACAUAGGGUGAUAAUUGUAUCGAUUUUGUAUCAUGUGUCUAUGCAGAUCGCAUUGAAAACGUUUGGUAUGCAGGUGUACAGUUUAAAGAUUUCUUUCAUAACUGGCUUGACAGAUAUUAAUUAUCAUUUCAUGAAUUUAAAAUUUCUAAUUGAGCAGAACAUUGCCAUUAUAAAUUAUGCACAUGAUAUACUUUUUAUGUUAAUCUAAGAACUUUGCCAUUUUUUCUUCUUCAAAUAUAAGAUGUUCUUUAAAAAUGUAUAUCUAUACACGUUGGCAUCUUUGUAGCGUGAUCGUGGUUUGCUUUUAGUACGACUACCUUCUUGAACGAUAAUGCUGUCAAAGAUCUAUAUCGAUGUUCCAUUUAUUAUUACCUUUAUAUGCUUUUGUUAUUACUCUUUAAGAAGAAAAAAGGGGGUUUUCAUGGAGCAGUCAAUAGGAAUUCAUAAAAAAAAAAAAAUUGAUGUUUUGCCACUGUAUAUAAUCAUAUUCUGAAAUAUUUCAAUGUAUAACCAUGCACUUAUCAUAUUGAUGUAUAUUUUCUAUCAGAGAUGCUUAUGCUACUUUAUUUUUCUUUUCUACAUGACAAAUUGAUAAUGAAUGAAAUGCCAUUGUGUUAGAUAACCAGUGGCUUAUAACGGGAUCCGCAUUAACAUUGUUUUGCCUUGGAUGCAGGAUUUGCAUUCCUUUUCUUUUAGGUUAAUUCAAACUAUCCAUACAUAAUUUUGUUAUGUUGCGGAAGAAGUUGCCUUUUUCGUAAUAACCUUUUUAGUCCUCACGAUAAAUGAAAUGAAAAAACUUGUAUCUUC
Molecule: messenger RNA, 8213 nt
Organism: Strongylocentrotus purpuratus (purple sea urchin)
Lineage: Eukaryota; Metazoa; Echinodermata; Echinoidea; Camarodonta; Strongylocentrotidae
Product: neurogenic locus notch homolog protein 1
Exons: 20
Coding region: 244-6477 (2077 amino acids)
Biological process (GO): cell communication
Cellular component (GO): membrane
Molecular function (GO): calcium ion binding
Source: RefSeq, a predicted model, not a curated record